AAUUCUUCUUUGUAACAAUGGACGUUGCCUCGUCGAUCAUUGCGCUGCAGAGCAAGACUGUCGGAAGGGACAAAGUCUACAGAACUGUGCAAUACGCUUCCAAGUUGAUCGGAUGGUACCUCGCGCGCACGUCAGCUAGCAAGGGCACCAUCGAGAAGUUUUCAAAGCUGGAGAGCAACCUCAGCUUGGCACGCAAGCUCUUCCGCGUUGGCAAGCCAAUCGACUUUUUCGUCGAAAUUCUGCGCCAAGUCAAGAACGCCGAUCCCGUGCUCCGAAACACGCUGACUGGCCGCGCAGCAUGCCUCUCAGGCUGGCUGUUGAUCGAUCACCUGCUGUGGUUUGCAAAGGCUGGCAUUGUCAACGUGGACGCGAAAAAGUGGUCUCGCCGCUCUGCCUGGUUUUGGCUGGCCGGCCUGAUUCUCGCCGUUGUCCGCGACAUCUAUCAGUACAUGCGCGUUGAACAAGCGCGCGCACGCUACAUCCAGCGCUCCCUCAACCAGCCCAAUUCGGCCGAGCAAGCGCAGACUGUGCUCUCGUCCCCGACUGUGCAGCAGUUUGACAAGGACCUGGCCACCCACAGACUCGAGUUGAUCAAGGAUGUUUGCGACUUGAUCAUCCCUUCGUCGUCUCUCGAGUUGAUCCAGCCCUCUGCCGGCCUUGUUGGACUACUGGGACUCAUCUCUUCUCUGAUCGGCUUGCACCAAGUUUGGCCCAAGCAAGUUCCGAAAUAAGGAACUUUUUGUUGUUUUGUAGAUUUUUUGCAAUGCAUGCAGAGCUUGUCGUUGGUCACAACUUGCAAUGAGAGAAUGAUUUUUGAAGAUCGCACCAAACAAUCGAUCAAAAUCAAAGAUGUGUUUCGG
Messenger RNA from Capsaspora owczarzaki ATCC 30864, 860 nucleotides. RefSeq lists its product as hypothetical. Lineage: Eukaryota; Filasterea; Ministeriida; Capsasporidae. Gene Ontology annotation, biological process: peroxisome fission; regulation of peroxisome size. The transcript is spliced from 3 exons. Gene Ontology annotation, cellular component: peroxisomal membrane. The coding region runs from base 18 to 731 and encodes 237 amino acids. The record is from RefSeq and is a predicted model, not a curated record.